AAAAAAACACCAACUGCACCUACGGAUAUUUUUCGUGUGCUUAAUAUACCCCAAAAUGAUGAGGCGAUGCCGACAAAAACAUCAACGAAUAGAUACAUACCAUACAAAAGUGACCGUUACGCUGGACGAACAUACAUAUAUGUGGAAAAUGAUAAUGAUAGUGAUAACUAUGUGGUAACAACUGAUACAUCUGAUAUUACUUCAUCUUCUGAAAGUGAAUAUGAAGAGAUUGAUAUCAAUGAUAUAUAUCCAUAUAAAUCACCUAAAUAUAAAACUUUAAUUGAAGUUGUUUUGAAACCAAGCAAAGAAAAUAUACAUAUUGAUAAUAAUAUGGAGGAUAAUAAUGAUACACCCAUCAAUAAACUUACAGAUGUGGAAUGGAAUCAAUUGAAACAUGAUUUUAUUUCACAAUAUUUAGAAAUCAUACCAAAGGAUUUACCUAAUGAAAAUACCAUUGAUGAUAAUAUCUAUAUGGAUACACAAACUAACAUUGUUGAUAGUAGUAUGGAAGAAAAACCUUUUAUUACAUCCAUUCAAGAUAGAUUUCUUGAUAAUAUUGGACAAGAUAUUACUUAUAAUAUUAAUUGGAAUAUACCAAAAAUAUUAGAACUAACAAAAUAUGUUACAUCAAACGACAAAUAUUCUGGAAUUGAUCUAAUUAAUGAUUCGUUAAAUAAUGAUCAACAUAUUGAUAUAUAUGAUGAGUUGUUAAAACGAAAAGAAAACGAAUUAUUUGGAACAAAACAUCCAAAAAAUACAACAACAAAUAAAGUUGCAAAACCAAUAAGUGGUGAUCCUAUACUAAAUCAAAUAGAAUUGUUUGAUAAAUGGUUAGAGAGGCAUAGAAAUAACCAGUGGAAUAUACAACGUGAUACGUUGAACCAGUGGAAAAACAAACCGGAUAAUAAUAUACCUGUGGAAAACGUCCACACUACACAUAAAUUGUUGAAUACCAACCUUUCUAUAGAAAUAAGUAGUGAUGAUAUCCCUAGAUCUAAUAUGGAUAUGAGUGGUACUAAUAGAUAUGCUUAUUUGGAUGAUAUGGAUUCGUUCGAAAAUAGUGGUGAUGAAAAUUUAUUAUGA
Plasmodium adleri (nom. inval.) is the source of this 1083-nucleotide messenger RNA. The record is from the annotation of a RefSeq genome assembly. NCBI's taxonomy places the organism in Eukaryota, Apicomplexa, Aconoidasida, Haemosporida, Plasmodiidae.